Messenger RNA from Homalodisca vitripennis (glassy-winged sharpshooter), 429 nucleotides. RefSeq lists its product as uncharacterized. The transcript has 2 exons. Gene Ontology annotation, biological process: regulation of transcription by RNA polymerase II. The record is from RefSeq and is a predicted model, not a curated record. The coding region runs from base 94 to 426 and encodes 110 amino acids. Gene Ontology annotation, cellular component: transcription regulator complex; nucleus. NCBI's taxonomy places the organism in Eukaryota, Metazoa, Arthropoda, Insecta, Hemiptera, Cicadellidae.
UCUUCUUACUUCCUAUACCAUUUCAGUCACCUCACUCUAUUUGUGACCUCUUUGACAAGUGUCUUCUUUGUUGUAAUAAUUCUAUUAGUUAAAAUGUUUGACACCGAACUAUUUAUUAACGAGGUGAGCAUCCGUCCUCCACUUUGGGAUCUUAAAUUAAAGGACUACAGUAACCGUGAUUUAAAAUCUAAGCUAUGGAUUGAGGUGGCCAGGAUAGUGCUUUCGAACUGGGAGCAGAUGACUAAUGAGGAAAAAAAUAAAGAAGUAAAGGAAUUGCAAAAAAAAUGGAGAUCACUACGAGAUUGUUUUGCGAGGGAGAUGAAAAACUUGAAAUUACCUAGUGGCAGUAGCCAAAAGAAGAAGAAAAAGUAUGUGUACUUCGAUCAACUGCUGUUCCUCACUGCGAACAACACUGACAGGAGGUAAGAA